AUGACCCACCGGUGCGGCCACAUGGACCUGUUCAAGAUCAACUGCCCCGCCGACAGCGACACGACGACGUGCCCACCACAUCGACGGACCGCGGGAAGCGGCGGCGGCGGCCACCAGGACGCGGCGGUGCGGCGCACCGCCUCGGAGCGCUGGGCCCUCCAGGUCUGGCGGCCCUGGGUGGCCGAGCACGCCAAGACGGUCUGGAACUGGGCCUGGUUCAACAGGGAGGAGGACCUCGAGCGCCUCGACAGGCUGGACUACUGCAGGGUCCGGAUGAGGCGGCCCACGGUCGUGGAGCCGACGUAUGUGCUGUACGAUGACGACGACGAGGAGGACAUUGUGGCCGGGCAGCAGAGGUGGGCCGGGGAGCUCGGCGUCGUCAUGCCGCCGCUGCGGUACAAUGUCUUGCCGAUGGAGGAGCAGCUGAUCAUGAUCGAGGCCGAGGCGGCGAGGCGGGAGCUGGCGCGCCGUGCUGCUGUUGAUGCUGCGCGGCGUGGUGUUGGUCGGCUUGGUGGGCGUGAGAAUGGAAGCGGUGGUGGUGCGAGCGUUGUUGAUCCGGUUGACGAUGAUCAAAAUGGUGACGAUCAAGAUGGCGACGAUCAAGAUGGCGAUGGAGCUGCCGGUGUGGCCUCGGAGGACGAAGCGGAGCAGGGCCCCCUUCUCAGCUCACCAGACCCUGGAGGUGGGGAUAGGGCUGCCGAGAAGUAA
Molecule: messenger RNA, 708 nt
Organism: Pyricularia grisea
Lineage: Eukaryota; Fungi; Ascomycota; Sordariomycetes; Magnaporthales; Pyriculariaceae
Exons: 2
Coding region: 1-708 (235 amino acids)
Source: RefSeq, a predicted model, not a curated record